Phyllotreta striolata is the source of this 159-nucleotide messenger RNA. Lineage: Eukaryota; Metazoa; Arthropoda; Insecta; Coleoptera; Chrysomelidae. The record is from the annotation of a GenBank genome assembly.
AUGCGAUUCAACACGCCGGACAGGAAGUGCAACAAGAUGGCGGCGGGCACGAAGGACAACAUGGCGGACCAGGUCGCGGGCAAAUGGGUACAGAAGGACAAGGCGGCGGACAAGGAACAACGCAUGGAGGUCGUCUCGGUAAACAUGGCGUCGGUAUAA